This is a messenger RNA of Yarrowia lipolytica CLIB122, 2463 nucleotides long. RefSeq lists its product as uncharacterized. The record is from RefSeq and is a predicted model, not a curated record. NCBI's taxonomy places the organism in Eukaryota, Fungi, Ascomycota, Dipodascomycetes, Dipodascales. Gene Ontology annotation, cellular component: nucleus. Gene Ontology annotation, molecular function: ATP binding; 3'-5' DNA helicase activity; hydrolase activity. Gene Ontology annotation, biological process: recombinational repair.
AUGCUUAAUCUGAUUCGUGGAAACCUCAACGCGGCCCAAUACCGAGCUGCGUCGUUUCGCAAGGAUGCCGUGCUCCAGAUCGUGGCGGGACCCGGUACCGGCAAAACCAAGACGCUGGUGAGCCGAGUAGCUCAUCUACUAGAACAAGGUGUGCCCGCUCGAGGAAUUGUGGUGACGACCUUCACAAACAAGGCCGCUGACGAGCUGAAAGAACGACUGGGGGCUCUGCUAGCAGACUCGAAGACAAACUUUUCGCUAGUCAAGGCAGGCACGUUUCAUUCCAUCUGUUAUAAACUGUUACAGAAGCAUGGGGAUAAGGUAGGACUGCGGCCCAAGUUUGGAGUGGCUGACGACGCUCAGCAAGUGGCACAUUUGAAGAGGGUCCAGAAGCAGCUGAAGACAAUGGAGAAACAAAAGAAGGGCAAGAAGACGGAGGCAGAUGAGGAGGAACCAGACACGUUGUCAAAAUCAGGAUCAGGAUCGGAGUCUGAAUUCUCAUCGCUGUACUCGCCGUUCAAGAUGAAGAGUUACAUUUCAGAGCUCAAGGUAAACAUGACUUCGGAUGACUCAGACGACGCUCUCCGACUUUAUCAAAAACAACUGGAAAUGUCUAACCACAUUGAUUUCGACGACAUUCUCACCAAGACAGCCGAACUGAUCAGGAAGCACCCAGAGGUGGUCUCAGAGGUUGAGACAGUCCUGGUAGACGAGUUCCAAGACACAAACAAGAUCCAGAUGGAACUAGUGGACCUGUUCUCUCGUCACACACCGCAAAGAUCAAUCACAGUCAUUGGAGACCCCGACCAAAGUAUCUACAAAUUCCGAUUUGCUACAGAAAGGAACUUUCAGGAGAUGAGAGACAUGUACCCAGACACAGAGGUCGUGUUUCUGACAGAAAAUUACAGAUCUACAGACCCAAUCCUGGCUAUAGCAGAAGAGGUUAUUUCACAAGACGCAUCGCGAUACGGCGGGUGUGGACAAUCACGCAAGCUGGUGGGUCAUUCAGACUUUGCUGUCACUCCCGAGCUAACCAAGUACGCCAACAAGUAUAAGGAAGCAGUUGGAGUAGCCGAGACAAUUCGGGACUUGCGAAAGGUGACAAAGAAUAGGCUGCCUCUCAGCUCUAUUGCAAUCCUAUGUCGUACCAAUAGACAGGCUUCCAUGUUCGAGGAAGCUCUAGUGGCUGGUAACACGGCCUGUUAUCUUGCUGAAGGAGGAGCCAAUUUUUGGGACAAAUCGCAUAUUCGUAUUGUGUUAAACUACCUACGAUGUGCUUACUCAGAUGAGGAUCGAUCGGCUUUUAUGGAAGCUAUGAACAACCCUCGUCGAAGGCUCUCAGGUAAGACUGCCAUGUUGAUCUCACAGUAUUUAGAUGACAACUACGGAGGUCCAAACUCAGUGUAUGAUCUUUUACACGAUGCUGCCCAUCGAAAGGGUCUGCUAAAUAUCACCCAGCCUUCUUUCGAGGGUCUUCGACAGUUUAUGGACCAUAUUGAUCAUCUCAGGGACCUUAUCAACAGCAAGGAGUAUUACAUGGAUGAGGUUAUUGAGUAUCUUCUGGACAAAGUGGGACUGGAUGAAUACAUUACUACAAUGGGAGUUCGUGAAAAGGCAUACGAGCGUCUUUCUGAAGUUGGUCAGAUCUCUGAUCGGUUUUCUGUCAUCACUGAGGCUGCAGACAAUAAUCUGUGGGACAAUGAGGUAUCUGGAGAUAUCAGUGAGCAGUUAUCACCCCUAGGACAGUUUCUCAACGCACAGGCUCUCCGGGCUGAUAACUCUGGUAACGCAGAGAAUGGUGUUAUCAUUUCCACCAUCCAUAGGGCCAAGGGUCUCGAAUGGCCAGUUGUGUUCGUCCCUAAUCUUCUCGACGGCGAUCUUCCCAUGCGGAUGCCCGACACUGAUAUCGACGAGGAGAGACGACUUUUCUUCGUUGCACUGACACGUGCCAAGCGUCUGUUGUACAUGUCGUACUCGCGUGAAGGUGAGCCCAGUACUUUCAUUACCGAAAAUGUGUCUGCUCUCACAUCUACUCCGACUUGGACCACUGAGUCUGUCAACAUGCUUCUCGGUUCGCUGGGUCUGGAAGAAAUUGAUGAGAUGGGUAGCAAGUCCAAGACUAAUGCCACCCCACCUGGGGGCUUCUCUGGGUUCACCACGGCCUCUCAGUUGCUGAAGGAUAAGGCCAAGCAGUCCAUCACUCGAUCUGCAGGCUUCAAGCGCACUUCUGAGUUGGAUUCUGAGCUACCUGCAACCAAAAAGAUGUCUCCGGUUGCAGCCGCUUCGAUAAAAUCCACGACUAAACGCAAAUCGAAUGCCAAAGGCAAGGCCCAAAGCAGCAUUUUCAGCUUCACAAAGAAUUCUACUGUCCCUCCAGCUCCUGAAGAUCGUAAGGGUCACAGUGAGCUGUUGAAGACGCUACCCAAAGGGACAGAAAUCAAAUACAGAGAGAAAGUGGAGAAAUAA